AUGCAGACUCCCAUCGCCGUCGAGUCCCCUCAACAUAUCCCCGACAUGUCGUCUCGUCCUGUCCUCGCUGAUCGCCAGUGCAUGCAACAUCCCGACUCUGGAAAGAAGGCCCAUCCAGAGCAUGUCAUGCCGCGUGGUCGCAGCUUCCAUGGGUCUCGGAACCUCACCCCAGCGCAAGCCGCACAGGAUGGAUUCCAUCACCGUUUGGCUGCCAAGAUGUUGGCAGAGAAGAAAAAGAAAGCAGUGGCUGCCCAGUCUGACAGACAAGCCCUUGAUACACGCGAUGUUGACAAGGAGGCCGAGCCCACGGAUGUCAUCAACAUAACAGUAGACGCGAAGGGAGUCAUGAUUGACAGCGCCAAGGGUACCACUCAAGGCAUGGGCGGCAGAUCCAACUCUCGAUCCCGCAUGACUAGAUCGACGUCUAAGUCCCGCAACUCCUUCCGUCGUGCCGAUGACAAGGAGAAUAUCACCGCUGAUGUACCCAGCUUCAAAGCGGUUGAAGCUGAUGUUGCUGCAUAUUUUGGUCGAAAACGUUCUGUUGAUCUCUCCCGCCGUAAGAGGGACACUGAAAAUGAUAACUUGAGCUCCUGGGAUGGUUCUAUGCCGAAGCGCCAGAGCAGCCGCAGUUUCAUAGAUCGCAAGGUCGGAACCAAGACCUCUGCCACUCAGAACGGCGAGGCGGAAGCUCGAGUAAUGUCUUUGGCGCCACCGAGUGACACAGAUGUCAACGACAGGCCGCGUCGUCGUCGCAGUCAGAAGUUGGCAGCAUUGAAGAAAUCUCUUGAAGAAGAGGGCACGAAGAUCGAAGCCUUGAAGCAACAAUUUUCUGCAGUCGACCUCAACGGUACAUAUCAGAACAACCCAUCCGACGAAGACAUCACUGGCAAGCAGAACAGCCAAACGACUAUCAGGGCAGAUGCGCGACUAGAAGCUCAGGCCAACACUCCACUGUCAGGUAUUCGUAGCCUCCAAGCUGGCGGGUGUGUGAAGAUUCGUAGAGAGAUGAACGCUGGAAAUGAGGCGAUAUCGCGAGGCGUCCAUUCUGUUCGAGCUGAAGAAUGCCCCGACAGGAACGGGAGAGAGGUUCCCGCAAGCGGAAAGUGGUGUGACGAUUGUGCCGGGUUAGGUCUCCACAUUGCGGCGCUUCUGUCCCAAUUGGACAAAGCUCGGUCGACGACUGACAGCUCAUCAGAAGGGUCCUCAUCGAGCUGCAAUUCCAAGAAGGGGUGGAAGAGCAUGGUGACGCAAACGAUGCUGGGCGACAGUAAGAGCAAGAGCAGCACAGAGAAAGCUCGUCUUCAACAGGAAAUUAAUGUUUUGAAGGCUACUGUCGACUUUUUGUACAAGAAAGUAGAGACGCUGGGAAGCGGUCGUAGAGUUGGUGAAGGUUCAGCCUCGUGA
Messenger RNA from Chondrus crispus (carragheen), 1404 nucleotides. RefSeq lists its product as hypothetical. The transcript has a single exon. Lineage: Eukaryota; Rhodophyta; Florideophyceae; Gigartinales; Gigartinaceae. The coding region runs from base 1 to 1404 and encodes 467 amino acids. The record is from RefSeq and is a predicted model, not a curated record.